AUGCCGCUCACUAUUCGGAAGGCCUUUAGUUUGACCCCGUGCCUCGCCCAACCCAAGCGCCUUGAGGAAUGGAUAGUGCUGAGUGCACGGGGACUGGACACAUCUAUAUUUGGCCUACACGAGUAUAUGAUUGAACGCCAGAAGACUUAUGGAGCACCUCGCCCGCGACUCAGUGAGUGAUGCGAGGAACAGUGAAAUACCUGAAGAGAACCCCAAUUGUGAGAAAGGUCAGACUCUAGGAUAGCUCCGUUGGUUUUCAUCUAAACCUUGAACAUCCUUGCACAUUAGCAGAGUACGUUACAAUCUACAACAUCAAACUACUAAUCUAAUCUAUAUCUCCCGAAUUGUUAUUGUAGACGCGUUAAGAAUGUAAAAGUAAAUAAAAAGCUAAAUCUGAUCAUCACUGUCAAUUUAAAAUUUUAAAACUUGACUAAGAAUCUACCUCUCCCCUUCCCCUCCUUGAUUCUUUGCCUUCCUUUUCUUCUAGGCCGACCACCUUUAACCUACUUUUUCCGUAUUGUAGCCGCCACAAUGUUACUACAACCAAACAUGGUUAAUGAAGCAGUCAAGCAUAAGUAUACCAUAAGAAAGAAAUGA
Bursaphelenchus okinawaensis is the source of this 597-nucleotide messenger RNA. NCBI's taxonomy places the organism in Eukaryota, Metazoa, Nematoda, Chromadorea, Rhabditida, Aphelenchoididae. The record is from the annotation of a GenBank genome assembly.